This is a messenger RNA of Mya arenaria, 1685 nucleotides long. RefSeq lists its product as uncharacterized. Lineage: Eukaryota; Metazoa; Mollusca; Bivalvia; Myida; Myidae. The coding region runs from base 405 to 1157 and encodes 250 amino acids. Gene Ontology annotation, molecular function: chitin binding. The transcript is spliced from 3 exons. Gene Ontology annotation, cellular component: extracellular region. The record is from RefSeq and is a predicted model, not a curated record.
UACGAACAGUGUUUAGUAUUUUAGUCACCACGCGCUUGUGUUUAUUUAGUGUUUAUUAAGCUUCUCUACUAAGCGUUAAAUACGUAAAACAGUCAAAUGACGUUAACGUAGCGUUAACAAACACGUUAGUCGUUAUAUAACACAUGACGUUGCUACAUUGAGUCGGUACUUUCACUGAGAGGGUGUUUCAACUAGGAGCGAAUGAGCACUUAGUGUUUCAUUAUUUUAUUUAUCUGCUAUCUAUAUUACUUUUAAAAGUUAAACGUUGCGGAUUUUCACAUCAAGUUCGCUAGUGUCGAGCAAGUCACGAAGAAUCUACAAAUAAAUAAUUGCAAUUUCUCUUCAAAGAUUUUCAGAAAUAACCUCUUUGAAUUUAAACCAUUCAAGUACACUUUCCGUAAAAAAUGACAAUGCCAGUGUCAGUCAAAAUGUUUAUGAACUUGUUUCUGCUGGCGGCGACGUUUCUCCUGCACGUGACGGGGGAUGAUAUAUGUGAGGGAGGGAAAUUGCAGAUCGUUCCUGACCCCAAGGACUGUGCAGGCUUUGUGAUAUGUCAUGGCACACACCGCUUCCGGUUCUCGUGCUCCUCCAAGGGGCCACCCAAGGUGUUCGAUCCUCUAAGCAAGACGUGCGUCCUCAUGGGAACCACAUACGACCACAGCAAAUGCAGCAGUUUUGCCCCACUCAAGCCCACGUGUGUACCAGGUCAGCACGGCAUGUUUCCAGAUCCGUACAGUUGCGCCAAAUAUUACCAGUGCACGGGUGGCUCUCAACCCUUACUCAGGGAGUGCCCGUACCCGCGCCUUUACGACCCCCGUACAUACUCGUGUAGAGUAUACAUGUUUGUGAAGUGUGGGGCUCGCAGGGAAUCAAAAGACCCUUGUGAUUACAAAUCCAACCAGUGCGCGGGUAGUGGUUGCAUCCCUUGCCGCGCGCGAUUUGGCACAUGCCUCGGAAAACCGAAUGGUCCAAACGCUUGGGAGGACAAGCUGUGGACGCCUCACUUCUUGAUCUGCCGGGACGAACGGGUGAUUCUUCAGGGAGACUGUCGACAGGGCGGGAAACUGAAGAUCUUUAACCCUUUCACUCGGAGGUGUAUGCCCAUGGCGGACAUCUACAAGAUGAUGUCACAGUUUGGCCGAAAAACACCGAUCUAACACACCCGUUUAGACACAUAUUCUGACAUUAUUUGAAAGUGAUACUAUGUGAUAGAAGACUUUUUCUUAUGCAACAUAGUGCUGUAAAGGCGGAACACCUGAACCCGUUUUCAAUUGCAAACAAGGGAGAUAGUUUUCCUGCAGAUUAGGUCAAUUUCAAUUCCCUAUAAACAAGAAAUCUACAAAAAGAUCACCCAUAAGUAAUAUCAUAGCAUCUGUUUACAUUUCUCCGCUCUGUAAUGAGGAACACUUGUUCUUCCCUUUUAAAUCUGUCUCCAUUUCCGACACAAACUAGACCAAUGUAUAACACUUACCAAAAUAAAAAGAAUUCCACAUCAAAAAUGGUAACGAUGGCCCAUAUGUGAGAACAUUAACGGUUACGACGACAUCAUAGGAGACAUCAUUAACAGUAACGAUGACAUCAUAGGUGACAUCACUAACGGUUUCGAUGAUAUCAUAGGUGACAUCAUUAACGGUUACGAUGACAUCAUAGGUGACAACACUAACGGUUACGAUGACAUCAUAGGU